Oreochromis aureus is the source of this 696-nucleotide messenger RNA. RefSeq names its product eotaxin-like. Gene Ontology annotation, biological process: immune response. Gene Ontology annotation, cellular component: extracellular region. Lineage: Eukaryota; Metazoa; Chordata; Actinopteri; Cichliformes; Cichlidae. The record is from RefSeq and is a predicted model, not a curated record. The transcript has 4 exons. Gene Ontology annotation, molecular function: chemokine activity. The coding region runs from base 114 to 395 and encodes 93 amino acids.
AAAACACGUCAUCAGUUGUGCCUGUGAAUGUUCCUGCACUUACCAAUAAAUAACCAAACACGAAUCAACUCAUAUAGUUUCUACCUGAUCAGUGAGCCAGACCAUCAGUGAAAAUGUCUCUGAAGAUCCUCUCCAUCACUCUCCUCCUGCUCUCGGUGUGUGUGUGCUGCCACUCCUCUGAAGAUUCAGCUCCUCCUGAAAGAAACGCCCCGUGCUGCCCUGCAGUCACCACAAUCGAUAUGAGCCCUGAGGUGGUGGGGGAAACAUAUCAUGAGCUGCCUGCAAGACCACCCUGUGUGAAGGCUAUACUAUUCAACACAGAAUAUGGACAACUUUGUGCUGAUCCAGACGCUCAGUGGGUCAAAGAUCUCACUGCCAAAAUGAGGAAGGUGUGAAGCCUGUCUGCUGCAUCAGUAUUUCCAGUAUUUCCAUCACCAUUUCUCAGCCUGUUUUGAAACUUUUUUUGCAUUUUUUUUUUACUCUUACCUGUGGAGUAACCCUGUAUUUUAUUCACGCUGUUGACUUCAUUGUUUUUUAACUGAUCAUUGGAGCUCAGGUUUUAUUUGUCUUUUGUUUUGCUUAUUUGUGAAUCUCUUUCUGUGCAUUAUGUGUUUAUGUGAAGCACAAUUUGGCUGUGAAAACAAUAUAAAAAUAAACUUUUGUAUUAUUGAGCAAAUAUUUCUUGCUGUUGUUUGA